Brassica napus (rape) is the source of this 1980-nucleotide messenger RNA. RefSeq names its product PTI1-like tyrosine-protein kinase At3g15890. NCBI's taxonomy places the organism in Eukaryota, Viridiplantae, Streptophyta, Magnoliopsida, Brassicales, Brassicaceae. Gene Ontology annotation, biological process: protein phosphorylation. The record is from RefSeq and is a predicted model, not a curated record. The transcript has 4 exons. Gene Ontology annotation, molecular function: ATP binding; protein kinase activity. The coding region runs from base 763 to 1788 and encodes 341 amino acids. Gene Ontology annotation, cellular component: plasma membrane.
GUAUUUUGAUGUUACAUCAGUGAUUGCAAUUAAUUAGGACAUGAUUCCUGAAGCCCAUGUUAGUGAAGCAUCACAUCAAAAUAGAACUUCAUGAUGAGAGCAAACAUUCCCUUUCUGACCACGCUUAUUUAGCGAUUUAAUCAUAGUAAUGCUGUUAUAUCGCUUAAAAAAAAUUAAACUACAACAAUUAAAAUUUCAAAUUGUUUAGUAUUUUGAUAAAGAAGAUUGCAGAAACAUUAUCAGUUUAUUUAUUUAUUUAAUGUUUGAAACACCGAAUAAAAAGGUUAGGAUGAGUUGUCGUGACUCACCAUAAGCCGGCCCUCAACUAACAACUACAAAAUCCAAAAGAACAUUUUGUCAACAUGUAAAAUAUAAACAAAGUAAAAUACAUUUUCAAAAUAUUCGAGAAAACCUAUACAACAACAUUCAAAAUUUAAAUUCUUCUUUCGGUAAAGUUUUCCUUAAUUCAUUUGUUAUCAGCUUUAUUUUGUUUGUUUUCUAUUAUUUUAUAAAGUUUACUACUUUUUCUAAAAAGUAAUUGUGCAAAAAUAAAUAAAUAAAAGAAUAAACAAAAUAAAUAGUCUUGUUCUCUCUCUCUCUCUCUCACGUUAAGACGAGAUUAGAUUAGAGAGUUACUCUAAAGACUUGUUCUCUAUUUUGCUGUCACCUUCUCCACAGAAAGCGUCACCUUUUUUGUUUUUACCCUUUUCCUCUGUUUCUAGAGACAAGAGUAACUCAUUUGUUGGGGGGUUUGUUCUGAAGAUGCAACUUUUUACUAGCUGUUGCGGAAAAGGAUUUGAAGGGAAAAAGAAAGUGGAGACAGAGCCAGCUCGGAAGAUAUUCUCAUUGAAGGAGCUUCACUCAGCCACAAACAGUUUCAACUACGACAACAAACUCGGCGAAGGUCGCUUCGGCAGUGUGUAUUGGGGUCAGCUCUCUGAUGGCUCACAAGUUGCAGUCAAGAGACUCAAGGCAUGGAGCAACAGAGAAGAGAUUGACUUCGCUGUAGAAGUCGAGAUUCUCUCCCGUAUCCGUCACAAGAACUUGUUAAGCGUUCGUGGCUACUGUGAUGAAGGACAAGAACGUCUUCUUGUUUAUGACUACAUGCCGAACUUGAGCCUUGUCUCGAAUCUUCAUGGCCAGCAGUACUCGGGAGAGUGCUCUCUAGAUUCCACCGCUCGGAUAAAGAUUGCCAUAAGAACUGCUCAAGCCCUUGCAUACCUACACCAUCAUGUAGUCCAUGGAGAUGUCAGAGCGAGUAACGUGUUGCUAGACUCUGAGUUUGAGCCUCGUGUUAUGGACUUUGGAUAUGGUAAACUGAUACCAGAUGAUGAGGAAGCUACUAAAGCUAGAAGUAAUAAUGGGUAUCUCUCACCAGAAUGUGUUGCGUCAGGGAAAGAAAUAGAAGCAGGUGAUGUGUAUAGUUUUGGUAUCUUAUUGCUGGAGCUGGUUACUGGCAAGAGACCUAUUGAGAGACUAAACGCAACUACAAAGCGUGGGAUAACCGAGUGGGUGUUACCACUUGUUUACGAGAGAAAGUUUGGUGAAGUCAUGGAUCAGAAGCUGAAAGAGGAGAAAGUGGAAGAGAAGCUGAAGAAGUUAGUCUUGGUGGGAGUCAUGUGUGUUCAGACAGAGGCGGAGAAGAGACCAACAAUGUCUCAAGUGGUGGAGAUGCUAAUGAAUGAAUCAAAGGAGAAAAUGUCUGAACUUGAAGCCAAUCCUCUCUUCAAGAAUCCAUAUAGAGAGCAUCAGGAGGUUGCAGAUGAGAUCUCAGAAGAACAACAAUAGGGAUUUUUUAGGCACAUUAACAUUUGUUUUUACCAUUUUCUGUUCAUAUUGGUUUAGUUUCUGAGGUAUUGCUUAUUCUUUUUGUGUUUCUUUGUUUGUAACAUUGGUUUUGAUUUGAUUGGAUGUUUGUAAGGUGUGACAUUGGCAUAUAAAGGAGAUUGAAUACUUUUAUUUAUGAAACUUUAAAACUCU